GCCUGUGUCAGCGAAAUGACUCUUUCGCUAUCGCUGCUCAUUUCUGCCGUGUGCAUCGUCGUGACGCUGGCCGGGAUUAGCUGGCUGCCUUUGCUGGCGUGGCUGCGUCGACGUCGCCGCACCUACGAGUUGGCAGCCCAGCUGCCAGGACCACGCGAUCUACCGCUACUCGGACAUUUUCACAUGUUUUUCGGCUUGGAGCCGUGGCAAGUGCCGCAGCUGAUUGCCCAGCUGGCGGAGCAAUAUGAUGGCACCUUCAAGCUCAAAAUGGGCAGCAACUUUAGCCUGAUGAUGUUCCAGCCACGGGACAUGGAAGUUGUUCUCGGCAGUAGCCAGCUGCUCGACAAGGCUAUCGAGUAUAGCUUUCUACACGGCUGGCUCAACGAUGGACUGCUCCUGAGUAGCGGGCAAAAAUGGCAUCGCCGUCGCAAGAUCAUCACGCCCGCCUUCCAUUUCCGCAUCCUAGAGCCGUAUGUGGAGAUCUUUGAUAGGCAAACUCGAGUGCUCAUUCGCAAGUGGCAGCAGACCCUUGGCCAUUCCUUCGACCUGGGACAUGAUGUGCAUCUGUUCACGCUGGAUGUCAUUUGUGAAACCGCCAUGGGAGUCUCCACCAACGCACAGACGAAUGCCGACUCGGAUUACGUUCGUGCAGUGAAGACCAUUUCGAUGGUGCUGCACAAGCGCAUGUUCAACAUCUUCUAUCGCUUCGAUCUGACCUACAUGCUAACUCCUCUGGCUAGAGCCGAGCGUCGAGCCUUGAAAGUGCUGCACAGCUUUACAGCGAUCGAGAUGUUCCUGGUGUUGGGUCUUAUUCUGGCUAGCGCUCUAUUUGUGGGCCUACUCAUCUAUCAGCUGAAGUUCAAGCACCUUAUCGAGGUGACGCGAGAUUUGGGUAGUGCGCCGACGUUGCCAGUAGUCGGUCAUGGCUAUCACUUCGUGGGCAUGGAACCUCAUGAACUUAUUAUAAAGGUUAGGGGUUUCAUGGAAACAUAUGGCAAGGAUUAUACGCUCAAAGUGUGGCUAGGCCCAGAGCUAAACCUGCUCAUGGGCAAUCUCAAGGAUGUGGAAGUGGUCCUUGGCACACUUCGAUUUAAUGACAAGGCCGGUGAGUACAAUGCCCUCGAGCCAUGGCUCAAAGAAGGUCUACUCAUCAGCCGUGGUCGCAAAUGGCAUAAACGCCGCAAGAUCAUUACGCCUGCUUUCCACUUCAAAAUUCUGUACCAAUUCGUCGACAUUUUUGAGCGUGAGUCGCGUGUACUGCUCAAGAAUUUGGAGAGGGAACGCCAGCAGCAGGGCCAAGGUGGUUUUAAUCUAUACGAUUGGAUCAAUCUUUGCACAAUGGACACUAUUUGUGAAACUGCUAUGGGUGUGUCAAUCAAUGCACAGACGAACGACGACUCGGAUUACAUUCGUGCAGUGAAGACCAUUUCGAUGGUGCUGCACAAGCGCAUGUUCAACAUCUUCUAUCGCUUCGAUCUGACCUACAUGCUAACUCCUCUGGCUAGAGCCGAGCGUCGAGCCUUGAAAGUGCUGCACAGCUUUACAGAGAAGAUCAUCGUGCAGCGUCGUCAUGAGCUGCUCCGCGCAAACAGCUCAACACAGAGCUCGGACGAUACAGAUGUGGGUGCCAAGCGCAAGAUGGCUUUCCUGGACAUUUUGCUGCAGUCGAAGAUCGACGACAAGCCGCUGACCAAUGAGUGUGAAAUAAAUGGCAAAAUCAUUCCGGCCGGUACAAAUAUAGGAAUUUCGCCAUUGCUUUUGGGUCGACGUGAGGAUCUCUUCAGUGAGCCAAAUACGUUUAAGCCUGAGCGUUUUGACGUCGUAACGAGUGCAGAGAAACUCAAUCCUUAUGCCUACAUUCCCUUCUCGGCUGGCCCGCGCAACUGCAUUGGUCAGAAAUUUGCCGUACUCGAAAUUAAAGCGAUAGCGGCGAACGUUUUGCGACAUUAUGAAGUUGAAUUUGUUGGAAAUGCGGAGGAGCCACCAGUGCUUAUUGCUGAGCUGAUCCUUCGCACCAAGGAUCCACUCAUGUUUAAGCUCAAGCAGCGAAUCCUCUAAUUUAUUUCACAUAUAUGUAUACAUUUUCCGUUAUGAUUUUGCAAAUGGAGAUGUGUGUAUUCAAUAAA
This is a messenger RNA of Drosophila arizonae, 2126 nucleotides long. RefSeq names its product cytochrome P450 4d1-like. The record is from RefSeq and is a predicted model, not a curated record. NCBI's taxonomy places the organism in Eukaryota, Metazoa, Arthropoda, Insecta, Diptera, Drosophilidae. Gene Ontology annotation, molecular function: monooxygenase activity; oxidoreductase activity, acting on paired donors, with incorporation or reduction of molecular oxygen; heme binding.